Molecule: messenger RNA, 1536 nt
Organism: Eruca vesicaria subsp. sativa (arugula)
Lineage: Eukaryota; Viridiplantae; Streptophyta; Magnoliopsida; Brassicales; Brassicaceae
Source: the annotation of a GenBank genome assembly
CUCCUAAUCAACAUCAUUAAAUUGAAGAUAUAUUAUUUAUACUCGAUACAUGUAAAAAUAUGUUCUGUUACAUUUAAAUAAAAAACCUAAACACUAAUAACUUUAUACUAUUUUCAAUACAAUUUGUAAAAGUGUCAGUGGAGUAUUUUUUUCUAGCUAGAAUCAAAAGAACAUCGCUAUAAUUUUAUAUAUCUAGUCAUCUAACUUACCAACCACUUUACUAUAUCAGAUUUACCAUUAACUAUAACUAAUCCUGUUUAUGAUUAUUGUAUCUAUCCGUCGGCGCUCCGUCCCCAGGUUUCUCGAGCAGAAAUCAUAUUUUUUUAAUAACAACAAGACAAACAAACAAUCUGUAAGAAGAGCCUUUGUGUUUCUUCACGUAAUAAUAUAAAAACACCAACUCUCAUCUAUUUGUCUCUUCACCUCUUCAUCUCUCUCUCCAAUCUCUACAAUCUCCAUGCCACAAGUUGAUCUUGAAGCCUUUGUUUGCGCCGGGGGCUCCGAUCGGAAGAUCGCAUGCUCGUCUACUUUUUCCGACGACACGGAAACUCGUCCUUAUUACUACAAAAACUCCGCCGUGAGUCCAAAUGAUUUUCCACCGGAAUCUUACUUCUUGUCAAAAGAUGCUCAGCUCGAGUGGCUCACCGACAACGCCUUCUUUGACCGUAGAGAAUCACAUAGAGGAAACUCAGUGAAUAAUAUCAACUCCAACCCUAACUCCAACCCUAGCUCUCAACGGUACUCCAAGGCGUCGAUCAUCGGUUUGCCUAAACCGCAGAACACGUGUUUAAACGAGGCGAAGCAGCGGAGAAACGUCGGUAAUAAUAACAAGAAUCUUGUCUUCUUGAAACGGGUCGGGUCAAGAACGAAGAGGGAUCUUUCGCAACUGGAGCCUUCUUCUCCUAACGUCUCUUGCAUGGGAAGAGUGAGAUCCAAAAGAGAACGUAGCCGACGGAUGCGCCGUCAAAACUCGGUUCGACCGGAGAAGGCGAACCGGGUCAAGAAACCGGGGUUUAUGGCGAGUUUCAGAGCUAUCUUCCGUAUAGGAGGUGGCUGUAAACACACGUCUUCGCGUGGGACCGACCACGAAGACAUCAGGAGCCGGGUUGAGCCGGAAAAGGUUGAACCGGUUGCUCCCGGUUUGGGUGGGAUGAACCGGUUCGCUUCUGGAAGAAGAGGGGAUUUGUUGGGCGGUUGUUGACUUGGGGUGACAAGUAUGAUGUUAUUAGUGAUUGGUUGGUUUUGGUGGGACCCGUUUGAACUGUUGUUGUGUUUUUUUUGAAAUGUCGUUGGCGCUGACGUGGCAACGCGGUGCGGUGAUUCCUAAACCAACCACGAUACUGUUUUGUAUUUGUUUGUUUAUGUACAUUUGUUUUUCACAUUUCAGUCAUUUAUGUAUAUUCUUUUCUUCUCUUCUCACAUGUAUCCUUUUUUUUGAAAGAAAUCUUGUCACAUGUAUCUCUAUAAGAUCGAUCAAAGGUAUUUAUCAAACACAUUUAGGUUGUUGACGAUUAUGAGAAAUGAAUUGCAACCAAG